CUGCGCAUGCUCGCGACCAGAGCGUUCGUCGAAGGCGGCUUCUCGACCUGCCGCCGCGUUAGUUAUGGCUUCUGGAGCGGGUGGUGAGCGCUUCGGAGACGGGCAGGACUGAUCUGUGGAGCCCUGAAGGGCCUACUUUGACCGCGGGACGUAACACGAGUACUGCGGGCAGUGUUUGAAGAUGGCCCAGAACAACGUGCCCCUGUCUGCCGGCGAUCAAGGGAACAGGGGGACCUACCGCUCUUCCCACGGCGACCCAAACCUCAGCCCAUCGGCCUCGGCCCUGGCGAUGGUCUCUGGAGACAGUGUGCUGGUUGCCAGGCCCGAGACGAUUCACCUGGGACCGCGGCCGGCGGUGCGACCCAGCGUUCGAAUCGAGAGUCGCCGAGUGACCGGUGGCGGCUGGAGCCCGACCCGCCUUAAGAAGGGGAGGGAACUAGACAGUCGGAACCGCAGCCGUCAGGCCCGAUUCUCGCCGUACCCGGUCCCCGGGGUCAAGCUGGAUCUCCUGCGCAGUGUGCUGCAGCAGCGCCUGGUCGCCCUGGGGGGAGUCAUCGCAGCUCGCAUUUCGGUCUGAAAGGACCGCUUCUCUCCACCCCUCAAUUAGCUUUUGAACAAGGCCUUUCUAAAAUCCUU
Molecule: messenger RNA, 636 nt
Organism: Otolemur garnettii (small-eared galago)
Lineage: Eukaryota; Metazoa; Chordata; Mammalia; Primates; Galagidae
Gene: CUNH11orf71
Product: chromosome unknown C11orf71 homolog
Exons: 1
Coding region: 182-577 (131 amino acids)
Cellular component (GO): nucleus
Source: RefSeq, a predicted model, not a curated record